AACCACCACACAGCUUAAGAAAGAGAAGAAGAAGAAGGAGCAAACAAGCGACGAGGGAAUCACUACGAAUCGCAUUUAUGAGCGCUAUGCCGAAGAGGAAAGUGACGUUUGAGGACGGGGACGGGGAGUUUGACCUGGAUGACGACACUCCAAACAAAAAGAGUUGUGAGGUCGUCAGUGGACCAGGCUCCAGGUUUAAGGGCAAACAUUCUCUUGAUAGCGACGAAGAGGAUGAAGGGGAUGACACAAACAGCAGCAAAUAUGAUAUUCUGGCCAGCGACGACGUGGAGGGACAAGAGGGAGCAACAAUCGACUGUGAUGAGGGAGUUCCUAUCACACCUUUCAACCUGGAUGAGGAGAUGCAGGAAGGACACUUUGACUCAGAGGGAAACUAUUUCAUCAAAAAGGAUCAAGAGAUCAGAGACAACUGGCUUGACAACAUUGAUUGGGUGAGAAUAAAAGAGCAACCUUUCAAACAAAAGAAGAAAGGUCUUGGAGCCAAACGGACACGCAGAGCUGGUGAUGAGGACGAGGCUGAGGAAGAGAAACAAAGAGAAGAGCAGCAGGCGCAGCGAGAAAAUGAAGAAGAGGAAGAGGAGGAGGAGACGGCGCCUGCCGAGGACCCACUGGCAUCCUAUACACAGCAUCAGCUCACCGAAGCUGUGGUCGAACUGUUGUUACCUGGAGAGACAGUAGCCACAGCCCUCCGUCGGCUAGGAGGGCUCGGAGGACGGAAGAAAGGGAAGCUGAAGCAAGAAAAUGAGCCCACAGAGGAGACCAAAAGGGAUGCAGAAAAGCUUGACAGGCUCACAGCUCUAGCUGACAGAUUGGUUGGAUCUGGGAUGUUUGAGAUCUAUCAGCAAACGUAUGAAAAACUGGCCUUUUUGAUGAAGAGCAUGAGCAACAAGCAACCAGCUGUGAAACCCUGUGGCGGCGAUGAUGAUGAUGACGACGAAGAAGACGAUGAACUUGACAUGUUUGCCGAUAAAUUUGACGACACGCAUGGCAGCAGAUCACGGCAGAAAGAAGACGGAAGAGUGAGUGAUGAAGUGAUGUGGGAGUACAAAUGGGAUGAGAAGGAUGAUUCAGAAGUUUACGGUCCGUUCACCAGUCAGCAGAUGCAGGAUUGGGUGGAUGAAGGCUAUUUCAGCAGUGGUGUUUACUGCAGGAGGAAGGACCAGGAGGGAGCUCAGUUCUACAACUCCAAGAGACUAGACUUUGAGCUCUAUACAUGAUUUAUGUCCAGCUUCAAGUUAAUCAGAAACGUCAUCAUCUCUUUCAGCACUCAUGUUUUGCCCUCUUCCGAGGUUUUGCAGUCAAACCUAUCAUUUUAACAGGGACUUAUGCUUUCUGUACAUUGUUUUUAAAUAAAUAACUCAUGUUUGUGGUGGUGC
Messenger RNA from Scatophagus argus, 1394 nucleotides. It is a transcript of the gene cd2bp2, whose product is annotated as CD2 (cytoplasmic tail) binding protein 2. The record is from RefSeq and is a predicted model, not a curated record. The transcript has 7 exons. Gene Ontology annotation, cellular component: U5 snRNP. The coding region runs from base 78 to 1235 and encodes 385 amino acids. NCBI's taxonomy places the organism in Eukaryota, Metazoa, Chordata, Actinopteri, Scatophagidae. Gene Ontology annotation, molecular function: protein binding.